Messenger RNA from Kwoniella botswanensis, 756 nucleotides. RefSeq lists its product as uncharacterized. The record is from RefSeq and is a predicted model, not a curated record. NCBI's taxonomy places the organism in Eukaryota, Fungi, Basidiomycota, Tremellomycetes, Tremellales, Cryptococcaceae. Bases 1 to 756 code for a protein of 251 amino acids. The transcript is spliced from 2 exons.
AUGAAAUUCACCCUCGCUUUCAGUAUCCUCACUCUCUUGGCAUCCACCGCCGUCAAUGCCAUUCCGGUUCCUAUGACCUCUGAGUCAACCUCGCCUGCUCCCACUACCGACAUGGCCGCUGCACCCACCACGGAAGUAGCCGCAACUCCAACUACCGAAGUGGCCGCUGUGCCUACCACCUCUUCUGCUGCCCCAAUCGAAACCCCAGAGGAGACCACCUCGGCUCCUGUUGAAGCGACUACCGAGGCUGCAGCUGUACCAACCACAUCUUCCCCUUCUACACCCGACUCAGGUAGCUCAGGUGGUGAAUCGGGUGAUACUGGAGCUACCACCGCUCCAGCCUCUACUCCUUCAUCUUCUUCUACUCCCUCAGAGGGAUGUACAGGAGAAGGAUGUGAGACCUCUUCCUCUACACCUGAACUCCCAUGCGACGAAUUUGGAAAUAUCAUUGGCAGUCUUACCGGAGGUAGUUCCCCAAGUGGUACCAGUGGUUCUUCACCUAUUGGAGGAAGUGGUAGUGGUGGUAAAGGUGGAUUCGGUAUUGACUGUGACGAAUUUGGUAAUCCCAUCAGUGGUUCCGGUUCAACCGGCUCUAGCUCUUCUCCGAGCAGUGGUACUGGAGGCAAAGGUGGAAUCGGUAUCGAUUGUGACGAGUUUGGAAAUCCCAUCAAUGGAGGUAGUGAAAGCACUGGUAGUUCUUCUGCUCCUGGAGAAGGAUCUACUCCCGAUUCUUCCUCUGGUGGAUCAGAUAAUUAA